GAACUUUUGAAACAAUUUAUUUAUUUUAUUUUAUCGGUGUAUAGCAUGAAAAAAAUCAAAAUUGAGUAUUGUGAUUCUAAUUUUGUUUAUAUCAGUUCACUUAUCCGUGUCGCGUCUCUGUUCUUUCGCGUUCUCAAGAGAAGUGAUAGAACAGGAAGAACAGAUGUACAGAUGAAAGCUCUGCUAGCGGGGUAAUAAAAACUCGAUACUUAUCCGGAACAACUUCGUUGUCACUCCGGCAUCGUCCGUAUUCCUCCCUCCCGCUCCGAGUGGUUUUCGGUAACCAGCACAACAUGGCGGGUUAUCAUCCUCCACCGAACUAUGGCGGAGCUUAUCCACCGCCAGUUCCUGCCCCUAUCGGUUUCGAGAUGGCAAAUUACCCAGAAGAUGUUCCUAACCCCGGAUAUCCGCCGAGAAACGACUUGUAUGGACCCGGUUACAACUACGGUCAUCAACAACCCCACCAACCCCAACCGCCAAGUCAAAGCUACGAUGAUUACGGGAACUCGACUCGGGCAGAAGACGAUAGAGGCCUUCCACCGGUUGGUUUUGAAGGAAUACGGCACCCUAAACAGGACUCUGACACCGCCACCGCGUCAGGUGUACAUGUUUCCGAGCGAUCAAGACCUAACACAGAUAACAGUCGAAGAACAAGAACACCCGAAGCCGAAAUCACAACUACAGAAUAUCGGGUCAAAGAGGAAACUGUUGGAAGUGAGACAUUGUUCUUUAAAAGAGACAAGAAAAAAAGAAUUGACUAUGUUCUUGCAUUCGAGAUCAACCCUGAUAAGGACCAUGACUGGCAGCAAAAGAGAGAGGAGAAAAGAACCGAGUUUGAGAGGAAUUUGGAAAAAGCGGGAUUAGAGCUAGAGCGGGUUGGUGAAGAGGAGUCUAGUAAUGGCAAGACAUCGUACAUUAAGAUUCAUGCUCCAUGGGAGGUCCUUACUAAAGGAGCAGAGGAAAUGCUGAUGAAGAUGCCAAUCAGUUCUAAUGACAUGGAUACAUCUGACUGGACAGAUAGGUGCUUUGACUGCCUCGGUAUAAGGAACCCAUUUGAGUUGCGCAAUGAAGACCUGAAGGAGGAGCCUAAUUACUUCACGUGCGUCUUCAGACGUGACAGGCUCAACAAGUUUCUUGUUGGCGACAGGGAGACAUUCUUUAAUCCAGCACAGAGAAGCAGGAUUGUUUACCGGAUUCUUCAAAAAGCAAAGUAUGGUGAUAACAAAGUGACUCAAUGUGGUAUCAAGCGACUAGUUGCUAAUGGGUCAUACACGGCAGCAUAUCCCCUACAUGAGGGUAGCCAUAAGAUGACCCAAUCUUUAUUGACACAUCAGCCUGAGAAUGACAGACAGGUGCUGAAGUAUUGUUGGGCGUCACCAAGGCGUUGGUACAAGAUGCAGCCUCUCGACCACAUCAGGAAUUACUUUGGUGAAAAAAUUGGCCUUUACUUUGCCUGGCUUGGGUUCUACACUGGCAUGCUGGUCCCGGCAGCAUUUGUUGGUUUGAUUGUCAUCAUCUAUGGUGGAGCAAACGUGGACUCAUACAUCCCUGUGCAGGACAUUUGUAACAAGACACGGAUUAAGGACUAUCCGAUGUGCCCACGAUGUGACAAGUCAUGUCCCUAUUGGCCAUUGUAUGACACAUGUCUUUACUCCAGGGUAACAUAUGUGUUUGACAACGAGUUCACACCUAUCUUUGCCAUCUUCAUGUCUAUUUGGGCCACCAUGUUCCUUGAGUUCUGGAAAAGGCACCAGGCAGAGAUAGCCUACGAGUGGGACCUCAUUAACUUUGAAGAUGAAGAGGAAAGGCCAAGAGUGGAGUACGAAACCAAGUGUUCCGAAACAAGAAUCAACCCCAUCACCAAGGUGGAAGAAGCAUAUAUCAGCUCAACACGGAAGUUCCCCCGCUACAUUUGCAGCUGGUCUUUCAUCUGUUUCAUGCUUGCGCUAGUCGUAGCUGCUGUUCUAGGGGUUGUGUUCUACCGUGUCUCUGUAUACACUGUGCUCGCCUUCCGUCAUGACAAGAACAUGGGGGCCAUCAGUAUGGUGACGUCGGCGACAGCGGCCUGCAUUAACUUGGUCAUCAUCGUUUUACUCAACAAGGCGUAUGAGAAAGUUGCAUUUCUAUUCACCAACUGGGAAAUGCCUCGAACCCAGACCCAGUACGAAGACAACUUCUCCUUCAAGAUGUACCUCUUCCAGUUCGUCAAUUACUACUCGUCACUGUUCUACAUUGCUUUUGGGAAACUCAAUCCAGGCAGACCUGGGAGGUACAAUCGCAUUCUUGCAGUUGGCGACGGUGAUGGCUAUAGACAGGAAGAGUGUAAUCCCGCCGGGUGCCUGUUUGAGCUUCUUCUUCAAUUGUUUAUCAUCAUGGUGGGCAAACAAGUGCUCAACAACGCUAUCGAGAUCGUCGUCCCGAAGGUCAUGCUCUGGUGGAAGUCCAGGCAGAAUAUUGAGCAGGUUGACAUGACAGGCCUCACCCAAUGGGAGCAGGACUACGCCCUGAAUGACUACCCGGAAUAUGGACUGUUCUACGAAUACUUGGAAAUGGUCAUCCAGUUCGGCUUCAUCACUAUAUUUGUGACGGCCUUCCCCCUUGGCCCAUUCUUCGCAUUGAUAAAUAACUUGAUCGAGAUACGCCUGGAUGCGUACAAGUUUACCUGCGUGUUCCGACGGCCCAUGGCGGCAAGGUCACAAGAUAUUGGAAUUUGGUUCUCCAUUCUCACCGGUGUCACCAAGAUCUCUGUUGUUGUAAACGGCUUUGUUAUCGCCUUCGUCUCGGAGUUCGUCCCGCGCCUAUACUACACCUAUGGCCUGGGUAAAAAGGACCUUACAGGGUUCGUGGACCACAGCCUUUCGUGCUUCGAGGUCCUGAAGUACAAGGACGAAUUCAAGCCCAACGAAGACCUGUGGAAUAACUUCAACAACAAUAGCUGUGGCUAUGGGAAGGCCACAUGCAGGUUCCGUGGGUAUUACGAGCCCCCGUACAUCGAGAUUGAAGGCAAAUGGGUGGAGAACCCGUCUGCGUACGAACUUUCCAAGGCACACUGGCACAUUGUGGCGGCAAAGCUAUUCUUUGUUAUUGCCUUCCUGCAUAUCGUUUUUGCGGUGACAAGCCUUCUCGCCUGGCUGAUCCCUGAUAUCCCUAAGCGUGUGUCCAAUCAGGUCAAGCGAGAAAACUUCCUGGCGCGUGAAGCCCUGAGAUCUGCAGACAUACCUGGUAGUAGGGUAGUAUCACCCCUACUCGAUAACGACCGGCAUUCACCUAUUACUGAAGCUCUCUAAAGUUGUACAAAAUGACAUCACAAUCAGAGGCACUAGUGUUUUAACCGGGACAAUACGACUUUUUAUUCGCAAAUCACCUUACGAGGUCAUCACCAUACAAGGCACUGACUGGUAUUCACCACAUUACCAUAGGAUAUUACUAAUAUUCACCCAUUAUCAUUGCCAUGUGUGAUGAUAUUCAGGCUUUUUAACAUUUACAUUGUAGCUUAUGUAACGCUCUUACUUGGUGUAUAUUUUAUUAAUAAUUUUGGCGAAUUUGUAUAAAAUAUUGGAGCCAGUGAUUAAUAGAUUUAGCCUAUAUGCUGGUAGGACUUUAAAUUUAACAUUAGAUCCGUAGUCUAUAAGAUGUAAUUAAAAAAAAGGUGUAGUUUGCAGAAAGACAAUAUCCCUAACAUUUAUAUCCUUGCCUUUCUGUCUAAAAAUAACUUUUCGAAACCUUUAUUGUGCUUGUGACUUUCUAUUUUAGGGUUAAGAUGAAAUUUGCCCCCUAGUUAUGUAAUCAUGUUAUGUAACCAUAGUAACGUUUGUUGUCCAUGGCAACUCCAAAGAGCUUGCAACAGGUAACCUUAGAUAAAUUUUGAUAACCAUUCUAACGUGUUUUGCCAUACACUAGCUGCCCUAGUAACAUGUUUAGUUUUGAGUUAGUGAGCUCUAAGUCUUUUUUUAAUUUUGUAAUUGUUUAAGACUACUUGUGUGACAAAUGUUAUACUACUGCAAAAAAUAUAUACAAAUACGCUUGAAUUUCUUAAAAUGUACCCGAUCCUAAAAACAAAAGAGUUAUUUCAAAAUCCAAAAUAAAGUAAAACCAACGUUAUUUCAAAGUCCAAAAUAAAUUAAAACCAACGGUUUUGUAUCCAUUCGCCUAAUUUGUAAUACAUUGUUGUUUUGGCUUUAUAUUCGAAUGAAACUGAGCCGUUUCUACUGUAAAAAAGGGUUCACGUUUUACAGGGGAUUCAAGCGGAUUUAGUUCACCACUGAAAUAACAAUAUGACCGUAGUAAGGGCUUUAUACGAAAGCAUACGUCACGCAAGCUGGGUCGCACAGCUCUUGUAACGUGACAAUAUGACCGUAGUAAGGGCUUUAUACGAAAGCAUACGUCACGCAAGCUGGGUCGCACAGCUCUUGUAAUGGACAAUAUGACCGUAGUAAGGGCUUUAUACGAAAGCAUACGUCACGCAAGCUGGGUCGCACAGCUCUUGAAACGUGACAAUAUGAUCGUAGUAAGGGUUUUAUACGAAAACAUACGUCUUGCAAGCUGGGUCCCACAGCUCUUGUAACGUGACAAUAUGACCGUAGUAAGGGCUUUAUACGAAAGCAUACGUCACACAAGCUGGGUCGCACAGCUCUUGUAACGCAUCACUAGAUGAAUUGUACUUCUGACCUCUCGCAAAUAAAGAGCUUUAUUUUUUUCCA
Nematostella vectensis (starlet sea anemone) is the source of this 4700-nucleotide messenger RNA. RefSeq names its product anoctamin-4. Gene Ontology annotation, biological process: chloride transmembrane transport. The coding region runs from base 294 to 3287 and encodes 997 amino acids. Gene Ontology annotation, cellular component: plasma membrane. Lineage: Eukaryota; Metazoa; Cnidaria; Anthozoa; Actiniaria; Edwardsiidae. The record is from RefSeq and is a predicted model, not a curated record. Gene Ontology annotation, molecular function: protein dimerization activity; chloride channel activity. The transcript is spliced from 26 exons.